GCACUUCCGGGUGCGGUCACGUGGGCGGCGCGUCAUGUGACCUGCGGCGCUGCGGGCCGGAGGCCAUGGCCGCCCCCCGCCCGCCCCGGGUGGUGCCGGGCGAGGCCUCCGAGAGCGACUCGGAGCCGGAGCUGCUGGUGGAGACGGCCGGGGAGGCCCCCGCAGCCGGGCUGAAGGUGCCGGGCGAAGCCUCGGAGACGGACGAGGAGGAGGAGCAGGAGCAGCAGAGGCCGAAGACGCCGCCGGUGCUGGCGGAGGAGCCGGCGGCCGUGUGGGGGGGCGGCCCCUCGCUGCUGCAGCAGCGGCUGCGGGAGGGCACGGGGCGGCUGCGGGGCGCGGUGGGCAGCGCCCUGCGGCACAGCUACGGCAGCGCGGCGCGGAGCCUGGGCGGGCUCGGCGGGGCGCUGGGCCGGGCGCAGGUCACCGCGGCCGCGGCAGCGCACUGCCUGCGCCUGGCCCGCCGCGAUCUGCGCGCCGUGGCCGACACCAUCGACAUCGUCACUGCGUGUCACCUCCUGCCCGACAUCCGCGGGCAGCUCUGAGCGGCACUGGGGCACCGCCUUCAGCAUCCCCACUGCGGCUGGCGCUGGCACCUGGCGGACAUCCAGCAGCACUGCUGUCCUCGGCAUCGCCGGCAGGAUCAGUGCAGCAUCCUGCCGAGGGUGGAGCUGCGACAUCGAGUCAUGUUUGCG
This is a messenger RNA of Passer montanus (Eurasian tree sparrow), 692 nucleotides long. RefSeq names its product biogenesis of lysosomal organelles complex 1 subunit 3 (gene BLOC1S3). Bases 66 to 542 code for a protein of 158 amino acids. The transcript has 3 exons. Gene Ontology annotation, cellular component: BLOC-1 complex. The record is from RefSeq and is a predicted model, not a curated record. Lineage: Eukaryota; Metazoa; Chordata; Aves; Passeriformes; Passeridae.